This is a messenger RNA of Cryphonectria parasitica EP155, 616 nucleotides long. RefSeq names its product ribosomal protein S19/S15. Gene Ontology annotation, molecular function: structural constituent of ribosome; RNA binding. The record is from RefSeq and is a predicted model, not a curated record. Gene Ontology annotation, cellular component: ribosome; cytosolic small ribosomal subunit. Gene Ontology annotation, biological process: ribosomal small subunit assembly; translation. Bases 1 to 249 code for a protein of 82 amino acids. The transcript is spliced from 3 exons. NCBI's taxonomy places the organism in Eukaryota, Fungi, Ascomycota, Sordariomycetes, Diaporthales, Cryphonectriaceae.
AUGUACCUGCCCUAUCCUACCACCAUCCAGGUAUGCAGGCUGCCCCUCGUCCGCCCCAAGGAGGGCCAGUACAAUCCGCCCAUCCGGACACAAGCCCGUGGCGCCACCGUCCUGCCCAGCUUCGUCGGCCUGACGUUUGAGGUGUACAACGGGAAGGUCUAUAACCCCGUGACUAUCACGGAGGAUAUGGUCGGACACAAGCUGGGCGAGUUCUCUACGACGCGGAAACCGUUCAUCUACGAUAAAUAAGGAAUUGGCUGGUGCUGUGCAGGGCUUUGUAGAAGCAUUGAGGGCGAUGAUGAGAGCACGACUCUGCACUUGUUUCUACCAAGGCUGGUCUGGUUGGCUGGAAACAGAGAGGGUCGGCAUGCCCUGUGAUCAAAAGGACUUGAGGAGCUUUGGGAUGGUCAGCUCCGGGAAUACCCUGUGGUUGGAUAUCUUGGACACCUCAAAAGAGCAGAGCUGCUGCGGACACCAGAGACAGAGGAAUGUCCACACGACCUCAGAAUAUUAGGGUUCUGCUGUAGGACAGCGGGAAUCGUCGCUUAGGCGGCACAUGAGGAAUCACCUUCGAUAGAUGUCGACUCCAUCUAUUGCACACCUUAUUGAUGGUGAG